AUGGAUAGGAUACGUACAAACAGACCCGCUUCUUUAAAAAUGUUCGACUUUUCAGACACCGAUUCGGGGAUAUCAUAUGGGAGCACUGACGAUGAAAUAGAAAUCAACACUCCAACGUAUUCGAUAUCACUAAUGGAUCCAAUUGAGGCUGUUAUGAAACCAGAAAAUGUACUGGAAAAAUUUGUAGAAGUCGGCGGAAGACGUUACUUAAAUGACAAUACACUAAAAUGUUAUCUGCCCAGUGACCAGGAAGAAGUAAAAAGGACAUACAACCGACAUUUAAUAGACAAAAUUAUGUGGGGAGGUAACUAUUCUGCUCCCGUUUCCGAUAAUCUAUCAUCAGGAGCAAGUGUUCUUGAUAUUGGUUGUGGCGCAGGAGCAUGGAUAAUGAAUAUGGCCUCGGAUUACCCUGUUUCAGUAUUUGUUGGAAUAGAUAUCGCUCCUUUAUUCCCCGAAAAUCAUCCACCCAAUGUGGCAUUUCUUAAGUGUGACAUCAUGGAUGGUCUACCGUUUCCAGAUAACACGUUUGAUUUUGUUCGACAAGCAUUUGUCAUAAUCUGUAUUAAUUGGCAAGCAUGGAAAGAGAAAGUGGUAAAAGAAUUAAUAAGAGUAACUAAGCCCGGAGGAUAUAUCGAAAUUAUGGAGGUAUGCCGUGAAGAUAUAAAUUUGGGAAUAGUAGGCCGAAGGAUUUACGCUAGGAAAUCGGAGCAUAUGCGUAAAGCCGGAAUCAACACAAUGUCCGGUCCAGAUGUAACAAAGGCAUUUAACGAGUUUAAAAAUGAAGUGAUUGUAGCACCCAUGGAAGAGAAAAUAUAUUAUUUUGGGAAGAAGGCAGGAAGAAUAGGUGAAGCGGCAAGUAUACUAAACAAAGCAUUGAAAUCUAUCCUGGAGGCAUGUAGAGCAAUGAAAGUUAUUCUCACUCAUAUUAUGGGGAUUACAGAAAAAGAGUGUGAACAGAUGUUGAUUGAUUUUGAGAAGGAAUGUAAUGAAAUCACGCUCUGCAAAUCACGAUACCGCACCGUUAUUCAAAAGCGUUUGGAUACGUACGGCGGUUUUAAAAUUGAGGAUUAUUUUGCCGAUGGUCGCAUUUCAUGUUGA
Messenger RNA from Paraglomus brasilianum, 1098 nucleotides. The record is from the annotation of a GenBank genome assembly. NCBI's taxonomy places the organism in Eukaryota, Fungi, Glomeromycota, Glomeromycetes, Paraglomerales, Paraglomeraceae.